Molecule: messenger RNA, 2247 nt
Organism: Limanda limanda (common dab)
Lineage: Eukaryota; Metazoa; Chordata; Actinopteri; Pleuronectiformes; Pleuronectidae
Gene: prodh2
Product: proline dehydrogenase 2
Exons: 10
Coding region: 229-1617 (462 amino acids)
Cellular component (GO): mitochondrion
Molecular function (GO): proline dehydrogenase activity; FAD binding
Source: RefSeq, a predicted model, not a curated record
UGGUUCUCUUGAAAAACAAGCGCCGACAGACGACCUCUCGUCAUUUUGGUCCGACGCUUGAGAGCAGGACGGUGAGCUCUGCGGAUUUCUCUCUACUUUCUGACUGACAAACUGGAUUAUUCCUUUUUAUUACUCAAGCCAGGUUCAGCUGGAGGGAACUUCUUUCUAAAUUACAAGUAGAUUUACACUCACACUUCAAACCGUCCAGACACACGUGCUCCUCUCAGGAUGAUGGUACGCCCUCCUCUGCGCCCCUCACUCCCUCACCUCCUGCCGCUGAGGGUGAUGGGCACCGCGGCCCCCCGGACGCUGGCUGCCAGGCAGCACGACCCGCCCUCGGCCGCUCUGGCCUUCCAGGAUCCCAGCGCCUUCAAGGUGAAGAGUUGGGGGGAGCUGCUGCGUGCUCUGGGGGUCUUCCGCCUCUGCUCCAUCCCAGUGCUGGUGAACAACUGUGGGAAGCUUAUGUCCUUAGCACGCACCAUCCUGGGGACAAGGGGCUUUUCCUUGCUGCUGCGACCUACCGUGUACGCUCAGUUUGUGGCCGGAGAGAGUGAGACAGAGAUCUCUCAAUCCAUGGAGAAGAUGAAGCUGCUGGGACUGAGGCCCAUGCUGGCCGUGCCCAUCGAGGAGGAUCUUGGAGAAAGCACUGGGGAGAAGAGAUAUGACGACAACAUGGAGGCCAUGCUGGAAUGUGUGAGGAUGUCACACGGCAACACCUGGAGCCAAGACCCAAUGAUGCAGCUGAAGAUGACAGCUCUGCUCAGCCCGGAUCUGUGUGUGAAACUCACAACCCUCAUCGCACAACAACCGUAUGACCUGAGUCUGGUUGUGAGGGCCAUGGAUGGAGAGCCAAUCAGCUUCCCUGGAUUGGAUGAAAGUGAAGUCGCCCACUUCCUGUGUGGUCUUCGGAGACUCAACAAAAUAGCAGAGGAGAGUGUCAACAAAGUCCGAGUCCUGGUGGACGCUGAGUACACCUACAUGAACCCCGCCCUCUCUCUUGUCACCAUGGCGAUGAUGAAGAAGUUUAACAAAGACAGCGCAUGGAUUUGGAACACAUAUCAGUGUUAUCUAAAGGAGUCCAGGUCCCUCCUGUUAGAAGCUCUGUCUCUGUCCCAGAGCGAGGGUUUCUGUCUGGGGGUCAAGCUGGUGAGAGGAGCCUACAUGGACAAGGAGAGGAAACUGGCAGAGAAAGAAGGUCGACAUGACCCAGUCCAUCAGUGCUGGGAGGACACCAACGACAGUUAUAAUGGCUCGCUGGAUGUCAUGCUGAAAGCCAUAUCCCAGAAACCUGAGCGCCACAGGAUCAUCGUCGCCACCCACAACGAGGAGUCCGUGAGACGAGCCGCCCAACGGAUGGAAGAGUUGGAGAUAAACAAAGGUGGAGGUUCGGUGUGUUUCGGCCAGCUGCUGGGAAUGUGUGACCACGUCUCCCUCACACUCGCUAAGGAGGGUUAUGCCAUAUACAAGUCAGUGCCAUACGGCUCAGUGGACGACACACUGCCCUACCUGGUGCGUCGGGCUCAGGAGAAUCAAACUGUGUUGCAGGGAAUCCGCAAAGAGAGGGACCUACUGAGGCAAGAGCUGUGGAGGAGGCUGAGUCAGAGCCAUGUUAAAUAGGUGUGAAAGUUGUGAGGGGAAGGCUAUUGUAGAUCUGAUCUAAAUUACAAAGCAUUCACUCAUUCUUUGGCAGCCCAACAGUAAAUGGGAUUUAAUUGUCAAUUUAUUAAGAAAGACAAAUAACCUAAACUGCUUUGACAGUGUUGGUUGGUGAAAGGGUUGGUGUGGACUUUUAUUUUAAAAUAUAAUAAUGGGUUUCAACUGGUUGUCAGAGGAUUAAACCUCUGAGCUAAUUAGUAACCAGAGAACACGACGGUGGUGAGACAGUGACAGAGUCUCGCUGGCUCUGGCUCAUCUGACUUAGGAGACAUUUUUUUGAAAUGGUGAUAUUUAACAAGGCGAAAUGUGAAACAAUGAACACUGGAAGGUCGGGCUAGAUAUAUACUGCACAAGUUACAGGGAUUCAAAGUAUUUUAGCUUUUUUAACUGAUGAUGAAUCAACGUCUGAUGCAGAUAAAAAAAAGUUGAGACACUUAGUUAAAGUCUGAUGAAUAAAAUGUUGACUAACACUCAUGGGAAAUAUUUCAGUGUCAUCUGUUUGUUAGAAGCUGUUUUAAAAGCUGAGUGAACACAUGAAAAGUCUGGAACAGUCUAACAAUUCAACUGAUGAAUAAAAACAUCUAUUUGUCA